Messenger RNA from Chelonia mydas (Green sea turtle), 2863 nucleotides. RefSeq names its product brain derived neurotrophic factor (gene BDNF). Lineage: Eukaryota; Metazoa; Chordata; Testudines; Cheloniidae. The record is from RefSeq and is a predicted model, not a curated record. The transcript is spliced from 2 exons. The coding region runs from base 461 to 1201 and encodes 246 amino acids. Gene Ontology annotation, biological process: memory; regulation of neuron differentiation; nerve development. Gene Ontology annotation, molecular function: nerve growth factor receptor binding; growth factor activity.
GUAGGGAAAGAGGGAAGGGCUGGCGGUGCUCUGCUGAGUGAGGGGCUUGUCCCACUCGGCUGCGAUGGAAGGGAAAAGGCGUGCGGUUCCUUUAAGCCAAGCAACCCAGCGCUGGUGUCUCGGGCUCGCUGGAGCUGCUUGCUGGAGACAGUUUGACCAAUAGAAGCCCAAACGGAGAUCUAAAUAAUUCCUGAGUGAGAAGAAGCCAAGGCAGAGGCUUGUGUGAGAGGCUCCUGCACCAGCCAGGGGGUGGGAGGGGGGGGGGGAUCGGAGCCUCACAACAACUCUGCUGCCCUCCCACCCUUCAUAAAGCUUUGAUGAGACACUUGAGCUGCCUCCUGUGUUGCUGGGGCUGCAGGAGGCGGCUGGUGGGACUGGGCGGCUCGGAGAGGAUGUGACUUUCCGGAGCGACCCGAGCAGGCUUUGCGUGGACAACAAGUUCCACCAAGUAAGAAGAGUGAUGACCAUCCUUUUCCUUACUAUGGUUAUUUCAUACUUCAGUUGCAUGAAAGCUGCCCCUAUGAAAGAAGCAAGUGUCAGAGGACUAGGCAGCUUGGCUUACCCAGGUCUUCGGACCCAUGGGACUCUGGAGAGCCUAAGUGGGCCCAACACUGGUUCAAGAGGACUGACAUCAUUGGCAGGCACUUUUGAACAUGUCAUAGAGGAGCUUCUAGAUGAGGAGCAGGACGUCCAGCCCAGUGAGGAAAACAAGGAUGCCGACUUGUACACGUCUCGGGUUAUGCUAAGCAGUCAAGUGCCUUUGGAGCCCCCAUUGCUCUUUCUGCUUGAGGAGUACAAAAAUUACUUGGAUGCUGCAAAUAUGUCCAUGAGGGUCCGGCGUCACUCUGACCCUGCUCGCCGUGGGGAGCUGAGCGUGUGUGACAGUACUAGUGAGUGGGUAACAGCAGCAGAGAAAAAGACUGCAGUGGACAUGUCUGGUGCAACGGUUACGGUCCUGGAAAAAGUCCCAGUACCCAAAGGCCAACUGAAGCAAUACUUCUAUGAGACCAAAUGCAAUCCCAAAGGCUACACAAAAGAGGGUUGCAGGGGCAUAGACAAGAGGCAUUGGAAUUCCCAGUGCCGAACUACCCAGUCUUAUGUGCGAGCUCUCACCAUGGAUAACAAAAAGAGAGUUGGCUGGCGGUUUAUAAGAAUAGACACUUCCUGUGUAUGUACAUUGACCAUUAAAAGGGGAAGAUAGUGGAUUCGUGUUGUAUAGAUUAUAUUGAGACAAAAUUAUCUAUUUGUAUAUAUACAUAACAGGGUAAAUUAUUCAGUAAAAUAAUAAUUUUAUGGACUGCAUGUAUAACUGAAGUUUAUACAGUACAGUGGUUCCACAAUCUAUUUAUUGAACAUAUCCAUGACCUGAAGGGGAACAAACGUCAUUUGCGCACAACUAAAACGAAUAAGUCUCUGCAUUACAUUCCUCGAUAACAUUGUGGUUUGUUGCCGUUGCCAAGAAUUGAAAACGUAAAAAGUUUAAAAAAAUAAUAAAAUUGCAUGCUGCUUCAAUUGUGAAUUGAUGAUAAACUGUCCUCUUUCAGAAAAAAAAAUUUGAACCAAAACAUUCCGUUUACAUUUUAGACAGUAAGUAUCUUUAUUCCUGUUAGUAUUAUAUCCGUUUACUGCUUUUACCUUCUGAUAGCGUUGGAAUUAAAGCAAUGUCAAGGUGCUGUUGUCAUAGUUUUACUGUUUUAUUUUUUUACUUUUAAAUUCCCAUGAGAUUGGAAAAGGGAAAAAAAAAUCGUUAGAUACAUGUUCCGGAUGAAACAAAUUUGUUUUUGUUUUUUUUUGGUUUUUUUUUUUUUUGGUUUUGUUUUUUGGAUGUUGUGAAGGUGUUUGCAAUAUUGAAUCAGGCUACUGACUAAAUAAAUAAAUAAAUAAAUUUUAAAAAGAGGCAACUGAAAAAGAAUCCUGAUGUUCCGCUUCACAUUGCUGAGCUGCGGGCUUAAGGACAGCACUUGUGUAACUGUCUGGCUCCAGGCUUUUUUUUUUUUUUUUAUGGCUACAUUGUGAAAAAAAUGCAUUUGCUUAUAUCACAUUGGUUUGUGUGGGGAGGAGGGGUUUGGGGGAGGAGUUGUUUGGAGUUUCUCCCCUCCCCCCCCAGCCCCUUCCUGUCUUGGGCAGGAAAUUGAUUGCCAUCUCUAAAAUAUUUCACUCCUCACCGUAUGACUAAAGCUUGUCAUACUGAAAAUAUCAUAUAGAGUGUUGAAAGCAAUUACUUAAAAUGGAAUAAAAGCCUUUUUGUGCUUGGAUCAAACGUUUUGUUGAAGCACAAUAAAAUUUCACGAUAAUAUGGUCUGAACAGAGUACAGUAAACGUAGAUCAGAGCGGCUACAGGGUGGGACAGUGUGGGCCAAAUUCAAUUAUGAGUUACAACACAUUGGGUUGAGUGGGGCUGCAUGAGUAUAAAUCUGCAAUGAAUUUGGCACCAUGUAUUCAGCGGCAGAGCAAUGCCACUGCCCAGCAUACUGAUGUCUGUACUAUAGCCUAAUUCUCCACUGAUGACAAAGGAAACAUCUAAUAUGCUCCAUCCCUUGAGUUUCUGGGAAAUAUAGCACUUGAGAAAUUGAGAGAAUUCAGGCCUGAAGGAUCAGGAGGGGUGGCUCUGGAAUGAAGUAGAAAGAGGGUUCUACCUCUAACUUUAAGUACUGAAUAUAUUUGGAUACGUUCAAGAGGUUCUAUAUCUUAAGGUGCAGUACAUGGCAGAUUUAAUCCAUUAAACGAAUAGCAUCAUGAAUAAAUAAGACUGUAAAAAAAAAAAAAAAAAAGGUAGGUGUGAUCGUCACCACUGGUGAUAGCUAACACCAAAUCCAGCAAUGUCCUAGUAGUCGAAUAGCGUGAAAUCCAUAUUUUUGAGUUA